This is a messenger RNA of Trichomonas vaginalis G3, 801 nucleotides long. RefSeq names its product putative TM nitroreductase family. The transcript has a single exon. The record is from RefSeq and is a predicted model, not a curated record. NCBI's taxonomy places the organism in Eukaryota, Parabasalia, Trichomonadida, Trichomonadidae. Gene Ontology annotation, molecular function: oxidoreductase activity. The coding region runs from base 1 to 801 and encodes 266 amino acids.
AUGAUGAAUAUUGUCGAUACAUUUAUGAAAAGACAUACAGUAUGCGAUUUCACUGGUCCAUUGCCAGAGGAUAAGCAGAAGGUGCUUGAGCAAAUCAUAGAAAAUGUUAAUAAAAUCACACCUCCCCAUAAAACCAACGUAAAAUUAGCUUUAACCGAACCAGGCAUUGGUACCAAUGAUGCUAUGUUAAAUGAAGCUGGAUGGAUUGUUCAACUUAUUCCAGAAAGCGCCGAUAAUACUCCAGAUCUUGAGAAAUAUCAAAUUGAUGGCACAUUCUUAGCAUCAUUAGCCGUAAUGGAACUAUUCCGUCAUGACAUUGGCACAUGCUGGGUUGCAGGAACAUAUAAUCGUCAACUUACAGAAAGUAGAUUCCCAGGCUAUAAAAUUUACUGCGUAGUUUCUUAUGGACUUGCUGCUCCUGUGACUAGAAAAGGACAUCACGACAAGCCAAGAACAAGAUUUGAAAUGAGUCAAUUAUUCUACGAUUUAAAGAAGAAGUCCCCAAUUACUGAUGAAACUGGAACCAGAAAGACCUUGUUAGAAUGUCUUCGUUGGCUUCCAUCAGGAAUGAACAGCCAAUCGUGGCGUUUAGCAGUAGAUUUUGAAAACGGAAUAUUCAAAGUUUACAAUAACUCUGGAACUUACCCCAGAGCUUUUCUUAAUGUUGGAAUUAUGCUCUCUGGCUUCUAUUUCUCCUUUGAUGGAAAAUGCACUUUUACUGUUUCUCCAAAUGAAGAAGAAUACCCAACUGGCGGAAAGUAUUACUGCAUUGUCAAUGUUGAUCCUUCUCUUAUCCAGUAA